This is a messenger RNA of Neodiprion virginianus, 1988 nucleotides long. RefSeq names its product beta-1,4-glucuronyltransferase 1. The record is from RefSeq and is a predicted model, not a curated record. Bases 510 to 1814 code for a protein of 434 amino acids. Lineage: Eukaryota; Metazoa; Arthropoda; Insecta; Hymenoptera; Diprionidae. Gene Ontology annotation, molecular function: glucuronosyltransferase activity. The transcript is spliced from 4 exons.
GUCGCGAGGCAAUUUUCGAGUAUAACAAAAGUUUGACGUGAUACAUCCGAGACUUGCGUAUUUUCUUUCGUUCAAUUAACAAUAAAAAUUGCACACAUUAAGCAUACAUUUACUGUUCCAGUGACUUAUCAUGAAAAUCAAAUUAUCGUUCACGUUUCGCGACGUGGUUACCAAGCGAUACCGUUGGAUUUUUGGCCGUCAGGAAACAGUCUGAUUAUUUCUUAUCUUUGAAGUAGUCCGACGAGUCGUUUUAAUAUCAAAGUAAUAAAAACAUAUUAAAUAGCAGUUGAGUCAAGUUACGGUACGAAUUUUAUCGUGUUUUUCGUAUUUUUGUGAGAAGCUCGGUCCCGCUCAACGACGUUGGUUUUUAUCCCACGUGGCACAAGUUGCGGAAGGACACGUUGGAAUUUAUCCCAUGAAUCCAUUAUCGAAUCUUCGCGAGGUGGUAAUUGGGAUGUCGGCCAUGGAAUCUCAGCUUGGUUACCGUCAUAAUAAUCACCUUCUCGAACAUGCUCUUCACCAUGCUGCUCCUUCAGUCGGAGGACUGCGGGCCGAGUUACGUAGCCCCGGCAGACGAUGCGGGAGAACCUAGUGUCCUGACAGAAAAACCUCCGGCCGUCCGGACACCGGCUCCGGCGCAAUCUUGCGAUCCACGAGACUAUCAGCAGCCCUCGGAGUCGAGCAUCGUGCGGAUGGACGUGCGAGUUGGGCGAUGGGACGCAAGGCGGUUGUACAAAAUGUUCGACUCGGUGGUGGUCGGCUCCGAGUUUCCGGCGCUAUCGUCGAGCUACUCAGUAUCGAUAGCAACGCAGAGCUCGGUGGAGAAGCUCUACUCGCUGGUUCAGGUCGCCCAUCAAUGGACGGGACCGAUUUCGGUGGCGGUUUUCACCCCCGGAGACGAGAGUUUCUUCGUGUUUCAGCGUUACCUGGCCUACCUCAGGAAGUGUUACGCGCCGAUCCGCGAACGCGUGACAUUCUCGGUGGCGAUACCAAAGGACAGACCGGUCUUCGACCAGCCCCAAGUGAUCGAGCUCACCGGCGACGAGGACUGUCUCAAGCCGGAGGCAACAUUGAACACCUUCCUCGUGGGCGUCUCGAAGGAGUUGGCAACGUGGAAGAAUCGUAACGUCUACCCGCAGAACCACCUGCGUAAUCUGGCGAGGAAGAACUGUCAGACCGAGUACGUGUUCCUUACGGACGUCGACAUCAUCCCAAGUCCGAACCAGGCCAACCUCCUCGACGAGUUUCUCAAGUCCUCGCAGUGCGAGAAGUGCGCCUACGUAAUUCCUACCUACGAAAUCGACACCAGGGUUCGGUUUCCUCAAAACAAGACCGAGCUCGUCAGAAUCGCCAACAAGGGACUGGCCAGACCCUUUCACCAGAAGGUCUUCAUUCACAACCAGUACGCCACCAACUUUACCAGAUGGAGCUUGGACGUGUUGCCAGGCUACGGAGGCAACGUUGACGUCGUAAGGUCCGGCAAGGUUUACGUGAGUCACGAAGUGAAUAAUUUCGAAUUUUUUUACGAGCCGUUUUACGUCGCUCGUGACACCGCGCCGGAACACGAUGAACGUUUCAUGGGAUAUGGCUACACGAGAAAUACCCAGGUUUACGAGAUGUUCGUUGCUGGCCACGAGUUCCUUGUGCUGACGCCCAUUUUCACCGGACAUUGGGGCCUUCAGACCAAAAAGGGACGACCAGCGUGGCGUGAGAAACAAAACAGCAUGAACCGGAAGCUCUUCGAUGGGUUCAAGAAAGAAGUUUUCGCCCGGUACAAUCGGGAUCCUCUCAAGAUGAUGAAGAACCAGAACUGACAAAAAUCCCUCCGUCGAUUCCGAAUCGCGUAUUGAACUCGGUGGAUCGACUGAUUAACUUUAUGACACGAUAUACGCAUUAUGUAAUGUGAAAAUCCUGUGUGAAAAGAUUGGUGUGCCAUUCGUGAAUUAAAUGCUCACUUCGUAUAAAAAUGUGUAUAUAUAUAUAUAUAU